GUACACUGCAGCUCACACACUUGACCUGUACAGCGAAGUAGCGGCCAUUUGCCGUCCACCACUCGUGCUUCCAUCCAACGAAGCGGGAAAUCUUAAAAAAUCUCAAUCGUCGGCGACCGGAUACAUAAUAAGCGUUUUUAAAGUUUUCGAAGGCGAUGACGGUGAGCGAUUUGAAAAGAACUGGCUUUAUUGGACGGGUGCUAGAAUGUUAUACAGAUAUUUGCCUCGUGCCGCCGGCUUGAGACGCAUUGCACUUAAUAAAAGCACUGCAGGAAAAGGCGAUAAAAUGUACUUCUUAGUGUGCGAGUGUGUCGAUUUACUAAAAGACGUAUCCUUGGCUUCUUUUCUAAUACCGGCACUAAGAGCUCGCCUGUGUGGUUACACUGGACUUUAUCGACCUGUGCAAGUAUUCUAGAUUAAUGAAUACAUUUAUCGUACGAACUAUUAGGCAAGUAGGUCAGAAACAUAGAUACAAAAUUAUUUGCCUGAAAAAAAAAUAUCCAAACAUAUUGUUCAACUGAACCAUGUUAUAUUUAUUUAGUACAAGUCAUAUUUAACAAGAAUGUACCCGCUCUGUACCCACUCCGAGAAAAAAUUAUAAAAAUAUAUUUUAAAAGAAAUAUUUUUAAAUUAAACUAAUUUUAUGAAUUUAAUAAAAUAAUAGUUACAUCGAGA
Scaptodrosophila lebanonensis is the source of this 675-nucleotide messenger RNA. RefSeq lists its product as uncharacterized. The record is from RefSeq and is a predicted model, not a curated record. The annotation marks the transcript as partial. NCBI's taxonomy places the organism in Eukaryota, Metazoa, Arthropoda, Insecta, Diptera, Drosophilidae. The transcript has 3 exons.